Messenger RNA from Gryllus bimaculatus (two-spotted cricket), 378 nucleotides. The record is from the annotation of a GenBank genome assembly. NCBI's taxonomy places the organism in Eukaryota, Metazoa, Arthropoda, Insecta, Orthoptera, Gryllidae.
AUGUCGUGUGCGUGCGCGUUGCAGCCGAAGGCGGCGCCGAAGGAGAGCGCGGGCGCGGAGGGCGGCAGCGACGGCGGCGGGGCGGCGGGCGCGGGGGCGGGCGACGGCGGCAGCGCCUCGGGCAAGGGCCCCGCGCCGGGCAAGGUCGGGCGCAAGCGCCGCAACCGCCAGGAGCUCAUGAUGGACCUCAAGCCCAUCGCGCCGCCCUGCGCCCCGCCCACCAUCAAGGAGGAGGCCGGAGCCUUCCACCAGCCCAACUACGACCACGACGCCAGGGACCAGCCGCUGCUGCAGGUGGGUCCGGACUCGGCCCGCCCGCCCAACUGCGCUCUCGCCCCCAACCCGCCCGUUGAGGCGGGAUUGUGGGGGAUGGGUUGA